AUGAAAGGAGUCUCUAAAAGAAGUAUUGAAAGAUUAUCAAAUGCACACAUACAAAAGAAGAUGGAUCUGUGCGAGUUAACGACUAUGUAUAACGGUAUUCUUUACAGCUUACAAACAGCAUAUCAAAUAAAUACUUCUUUCAAUGUUAAGAAAAGGAGAUUAUACAUAAGCACUGCUGAAAGACGGUUAAUUCCGAAAAACACAAUCCUUGACUAA
This is a messenger RNA of Schizosaccharomyces osmophilus, 216 nucleotides long. RefSeq lists its product as uncharacterized. The coding region runs from base 1 to 216 and encodes 71 amino acids. Lineage: Eukaryota; Fungi; Ascomycota; Schizosaccharomycetes; Schizosaccharomycetales; Schizosaccharomycetaceae. The record is from RefSeq and is a predicted model, not a curated record. The transcript has 3 exons.